This is a messenger RNA of Nerophis lumbriciformis (worm pipefish), 912 nucleotides long. The record is from RefSeq and is a predicted model, not a curated record. Lineage: Eukaryota; Metazoa; Chordata; Actinopteri; Syngnathiformes; Syngnathidae.
AUGCGGGUACUUCGGAGACGUCGGGAGCAUGAUUUGACGUAUCAAACAAAUAUUCAAGAUAGCCUACUUGCUUGCAAGCAAAACAUGCCACAGAAGAAGAAAGAUUUUCAUUUAGACCUGUGGUUCUGCCUAACACUGCAGAAUUGGAUUCUAGACUUUGGACGGCCUAUUGUCAUGAUCAUGCUCCCACUUGAGUGGUUUCCCCUCAACAAACCAAGUGCUGGAGACUAUUUCCACAUGGCCUACAAUGUCAUAACACCUUUCCUCAUGCUUCAGUUGGUUGAGCGAAGUCCAAAGUCACUACCUCGCCCAGUAGUCUACCUCUGCAUCAUCACUUUUGUCAUGGGAGCCAGCAUCCACCUUGUGGGAGACUCUAUCAACCACAGACUCAUUUUGAGUGGCUACAAGCUCCAUCUUUCAGUCAGAGAAAACCCAAUCAUUCGAGACCUCAAACCUGCCUCACUGAUUGACUCAUUUGAGCUGCUGUAUUAUUAUGAUGAACAUCUGGGACAUUUAAUGUGGUAUAUUCCCUUCUUUAUCAUUCUCUUCAUCUACUUUACUGGAUGUUUCACAAAUUCUUCAGAGCAGAAGAUUCCAGUCACCGGGAAGCUGUUACUUGCACCCAGCGCACUCUAUUACUGGUACUUGGUCACAGAAGGACAAAUCACUGAACUCUUUCUCCUCACCUUCUUUGCAAUGGUAGCCAUGGUGAUUCAUCAAAGGCAUAUUGGCUUGAACCCGGACAGCAAUGGACUUUUCUUGUUCUAUAGUUUCUGUUUUACUGUGCUUCUAGUAGUUUUAUGGGUUGCCUUCCUAUGGAAUGACCCCGUGCUACGCAAAAAAUACCAGGGCUUAGUGUAUGUUCCUGAACCAUGGUCCUAUUACACGUCACAUAUAAAGAAUGUUUCCUGA